AUGAAUAUUGCAUCCUUGUUAGUAUUGUUCACGGGAGUGGUGGUUUUAACCACUCCCUCUCUCGCAGAUUACUACAAACCGCCUAAGUAUGAACCUAAGCCACCUUAUUUGAAGCCUCCUAAGGUAGAGAAGCCAUUCCCAGAACACAAGCCACCAAUUUACAAGCCACCAAUCUACAAGCCUCCAAAGAUUGAGAAGCCACCAAUCUACAAGCCUCCAAAGGGCCACCUUGCCACGAAGAAGCCACCAAUCUACAAGCCUCCAAAGUUUGAGAAGCCACCAAUCUACAAGCCACCAAAGAUAGAGAAGCCACCAAUCUACAAGCCUCCAAAGUUUGAGAAGCCACCAAUCUACAAGCCACCAAAGAUAGAGAAGCCACCAAUCUACAAGCCUCCAAAGUUUGAGAAGCCACCAAUCUACAAGCCACCAAAGAUAGAGAAGCCACCAAUCUACAAGCCUCCAAUUAUAGUGAAGCCACCACCUUAUCACAAGCCAUUGCCUCCUUAUGGUCACUAUCCAGGACACCCUGCAGUUGAAAAUGCUGAAUAUAACAAGCCAAACAACUGA
Messenger RNA from Dovyalis caffra, 567 nucleotides. Lineage: Eukaryota; Viridiplantae; Streptophyta; Magnoliopsida; Malpighiales; Salicaceae. The record is from the annotation of a GenBank genome assembly.